AUGAAUUAUCCCUAAAACAAUUUAAAAACUAAACAAUCGAAGGACAAGGUACUGUCAAUUUAUAUUUGAAGUUGGACCCAUUUUCUCUCUAAUUUGCUAAAGUGAAAAUCUCUAAAUAAAGAAGCUGA
Molecule: messenger RNA, 128 nt
Organism: Paramecium pentaurelia
Lineage: Eukaryota; Ciliophora; Oligohymenophorea; Peniculida; Parameciidae
Source: the annotation of a GenBank genome assembly